GCUGCGUGCGCUAGCAUACACGGCUAACCCGCUUUGCGGUCACCCAUAGAAAUGAAGCUGAAAGGAAGUGGGUUGAGUCUGUGUACAUGAGCCUAAAACUGUCUCCAAUAAAGUGUAAUAUAGUCUAACGGGUCCCGGUGUGUGCAGUGCUGACGGUUUACUUCACUUUCACACGGAUCUCUGGCGCUGUUUGGACUUUUACACCGAUUCUCUAACGUUAUUUCACACCGGAAGUCGAUUCGGAUCGGUGGAGAAAUUUUUCCAUUUUUGCAACUAAAAUUGUUUUUAUUAUUAUUUUAAAGUAUUUUAAAGUAUCAAGAUUUUGGUUUUGUCUGUUGGAUUUAAAGCAUUAGGUUCGAUUAAAAAGAACUAAAAUGAGCGACGCGAAUCAGCCGGAAAUUGAGCUGUUUGUGAAGGCAGGCAGUGAUGGACAGAGCAUUGGGAACUGUCCUUUCUCCCAGAGGCUAUUUAUGGUGCUGUGGCUUAAAGGAGUGACGUUUAAUGUGACCACCGUUGACAUGAAGAGGAAGCCGGACAUCCUGAAGGACCUGGCUCCAGGGGCCCAGCCCCCGUUCCUGCUGUACGGGCGGGAAGUGAAAACAGACACCAACAAGAUCGAGGAGUUUAUUGAGGAGCACCUCUGCCCUCCUAAGUAUCCUCGUCUGGCUGCCCGUAACCCAGAGUCCAACACCGCUGGUAUGGACGUCUUCUCGAAAUUCUCUGCCUACAUCAAGAACUCCAACCCUGGCAUGAAUGAAAACCUGGAGAAAGGCCUGCUGAAGGCACUGAUGAAGCUGGAUGAUUACCUCGGCUCUCCUCUACCUGACGAGAUUGACGAGAACAGCACAGAGGAUGUCGCCACAUCGUCCCGCCCCUUCCUGGAUGGACAGGCUCUCACGCUGGCUGACUGUAACCUUCUGCCCAAGUUACACAUCGUCAAGGUGGUGUGUCAGAAGUUUCGGAAUUUCUCCAUCCCUCGCUCUCUGCUGUCUCUAUGGCGAUACUUAGAUGCUGCAUACGCGCGUGAGGAAUUCUCCUCCACAUGCCCGAGUGACGCAGAGAUCCACAUCGCCUACUCGUCUGUUGUCAAAGCUCUCAAAUAAACACACACACACAAUUUUGUAUACACACACACACACACACACACACACACACACAGCUUUUAAAGGGACGGUUCAAAAUUUACAUCGUUGUAUAUGUUUGCAAACUUUACAUCAGUCACAGAACAAGUCAUUUCCAUUUGAAUGAUAUUAGCAGGUCAUUAACUGCAUUUACUGGGUUAUAUGUUAGUCUGGAUUCGAAGCCACGCCCCUAAAUCUGAGUAUCGUCAUGUUUUAUUUAAACAGCGUCAUUAAAGUUCAUAAUGUUGUGAGUCUGACAAAGGAAAUCGAACAUUGCUGUUGCUAGGCAACCGUGAACCGUGUUCCCCAAACAAGAGCUAGCUAACGACUGAAACGAAUCAUUUAUCUAACUAGCAUAAAGUAUUUUAUUUAUUCUAUUUUUUAUACAGGUGAACUUUAACCUCUUCGUAAAGGGCGUGGCACUUCGUUCUGAAAAUGAAGGCAGAAAAAUUACAAUUGAACUAGCGCUAGCUGACGUUAGCUCUUCGCCACACCAGCCAGAGUAUUUGCUGAACCGUCCCUUUAACACGCAAAGCAGUUUUGUACUCGAGAGACUUUCAGGCUUGUCAGUUAGCAUGCUAGCGUUUUGAUACACACCUCCUUUACUGUUUUCUGCUCUUUCUCCUCACACACCUGGGCUUUUAUUCAUAGCAGCAUGUAGACAUGCACUAAUGACGUGUCUUAUGUCCCCAAGUUUAUGCAUUACACUUAAUCUUUACAGAUAGUCCACAAACUUCACCAGUGAAGCACAAACCAUGCCUUUCUGACUAAAUAACUGCACUGUAUAACCGUUAGCUAGCUUAACGUCACACGUUAUGGAACUUUAAUGCUUGCUUAGCUUAGCCUGUCAGCUAGAUAAAGACAAUCUAGCUAGCUGAUUGGACUGUAGGGGAUCUGAGCAGAGUGUAAGAGUUACUCUGAGCAUCUCGUUGGCUCACACUCGUCCUCUGUUCCUGUUUUUAGAAACGAAACCCCAUGCAGCCGUUUGCUCGGCGUGUGGUAGCGAUGAAGCAAGCAUGCAGUUUGUUUGGCUAGUAACGCACUCCUACACCAUGCACUCGCUCUCACAGGAGCCGCUUCUCGUGUGACGCGUGAUCUACGGUAGUGCGAAUAGGAACAAGGACUGACUCUUGCUUAGAGAAAGGGGCGUGGCUAAGUGCUAGCACGGGGACUUCAGUUUUUCUUUCUUAAAAAGAAGUGCGUUCAAGCGAGACAAUAGUGUGAGGUGUCGCAUUCUCUGUUGCACAAUACAGGAUUGGGGGCAAAGACGUGUGCACUGGGAGUCUGUGGGUGUUGGUCUGGUGAACCACAGUGUUGUUUUUGGCUUGUAUACCCACACACACACACACUCGCUCACUCACACACACGCUCAAUCUUACACACACACUCACUCACUCUCUCUUACUCUCACACACUCACUCUUUUACACACACUCACUCUUACACACUCACAAACACACUCACUUUUACACACACACACACAUUCACUCACUCUCUCUUACACUCUCUCUCUCACACACACACACACACACACAAACUCCAGCCAUCAUUUGAAAACAAUGGAUGGUUUGGAAGGAGAACAACACAGGAAGCUGCAGGUUUGAUGAUAGCUGGCUAGUCCAUAGAUAUUUGUCCCGUCCAGUUUGGUCAUUUAAAAUUAGACGAUCGCAGGACGACUGGUCAAAAAUUUAAAUAUCUACAAAACUGAUGAAUCUGAUGAAUAUAUUUUUAUUGCUUUGUUUUUGUUUAAAGUGCCAAGAAACUCAGGUGGACUUUUUUUUUUCUAGAAAUUUCUCACUGGCUUUUUGCACUUUGUCAUACAGCCGAUCAGCAGCACAGCUCGUUCUAAUAUUAACAGCCAUCUAAAUGUCCGUGCUCCUACUUGUCUAUUUUUUAUAAGAAACGUUACUCGUAGAGCUGAGAAGCGGCGUGAGACGAUUGGAAUUUUACUCAUUCGUGUGAUGAGCUUUGUGAUGUAAGACCAGAUGCAGGCUUCCUGUAAAACGGGGAAGUGCGAUUGUCUUCAGCACAAGAGCAAAACCCCCCUCU
Messenger RNA from Tachysurus fulvidraco (yellow catfish), 3169 nucleotides. It is a transcript of the gene clic1, whose product is annotated as chloride intracellular channel 1. The transcript has 6 exons. Bases 375 to 1103 code for a protein of 242 amino acids. The record is from RefSeq and is a predicted model, not a curated record. NCBI's taxonomy places the organism in Eukaryota, Metazoa, Chordata, Actinopteri, Siluriformes, Bagridae.